Gallus gallus (chicken) is the source of this 1620-nucleotide messenger RNA. It is a transcript of the gene SNAPC1, whose product is annotated as small nuclear RNA activating complex polypeptide 1. The record is from RefSeq and is a predicted model, not a curated record. Gene Ontology annotation, biological process: snRNA transcription by RNA polymerase III; snRNA transcription by RNA polymerase II. Bases 257 to 1213 code for a protein of 318 amino acids. Lineage: Eukaryota; Metazoa; Chordata; Aves; Galliformes; Phasianidae. Gene Ontology annotation, cellular component: snRNA-activating protein complex. Gene Ontology annotation, molecular function: sequence-specific DNA binding. The transcript has 10 exons.
GCCCUGAGGGGUCGCCGGGCGCCGCGUUAAUGGCGGCCGGCUGAGCUGGGAGCUGGGUGAGAGUUGUAACCUGGGCUGAGUUGAGCGCUGGGACGAUGAGCGGCGUGCCCGGGCUGCAGGAGGACUGCGAGGCGCUGCUCGGUGCCUUCCAGGAAGCCGACACCGUCCGCUUCGAGCGCUUUGCUGAGCUGUGGCGGGAGCGCCGCUUCCACACCAUCUUCCAGUGAGUGAUCGGCCCUGCCCUUAUGGUGGUAGAAUGAGAGCUCUGGAGAGGAACAAGAUCACAAAGAAGACCUUAGAGCUGGCACAGCAGUACUUCUUGCCGCCGUAUGCCUUCCAGAUCCGAGUUGGUGCUCUGUACCUUCUGUACGGGCUCUACAACACGCAGCUCUGCCAGCCAAAAAUACAGAUCAGAAUUGCUCUCAAGGAUUGGCCUGAAGUCCAGAGCUUUCAACAGGAUCUGAUAGAUUCCCAGCAUUAUGAUGCAGCAUACAUCUUUAGGACACUGCGUCGUGCCAGAGCAUUCCAUUUCACAGCAAUGCCAAAGCUGCUAAACUACAGAACUAAGAAGAAGAUCCAGGAAAAUGAAUGUAAAGAAGAAUUUAAAGAUCCAAGUAACAGAGUAAGCAGCCUCAUCACGAAUGAUGUAUUGGAGGAACUGAUGAAUAUUCAUGAGCACUAUCAGAAAAUGAAAUGUGCCAUAUCAGCUGACAAAUCCCAGCCAGACAAGGCCCUGAGCUUGAUAAAAGAUGAAUUUGUAGUUUCUCUUAAAGACAUAGCUUUGGAACAUCAGGAAUGGCAGCAAAAAAGAUUGAAAUUCUUACUAAAAGCUAAAGAAACUGAUGAAAUGCCAAACAGAGUGGAAGAAGAAACUUCGUUAAGAUCAGAAGGUUCUGAAAGAGCAGAUGCUUUGGCUAGAAUCAAACACAAGUCUUAUUCUGCAGUUGUUGAGGCCUCCAAAUCCAGAAGACAUCGUCAAGUAAUAUUAGAAUCUUCUGAAUCAGGAUCGGAUUAUGGGAAAUCCCCAAGACGAAGUAAAAAGAGCAGUAGGAGACCACAGCCAGCAGAGAAAAGAGGUUCUCUGGAAAUCAGAGGUCAGAUACAAGCAGAAAAGGAAACUGUUACUUGCCAUAUUGGGAUGCCUGUAAUCACAGAAGAAGAUAGCUCAGAUACAGAAGAAGUACCUCUCUCCAAGAGGAGAAGACGACGUUAGGAUCCACUUGGAGAACACUAAUGUGAAUUGUAAUGACAAAAUGUGUCAGAUGGAACGCAGAGUGCUUCUUUGGAUUCCUUUGGGUGUACAACAGGAACUGGCUGGGACCAGAGCUACAAGUGACACUGGAAUACUGGUAGUGACUGCUGUACUUUAACCGUCUCAUGGUACAGCACCUGGUGCUUUUAUUCACCUGGCUGAUGAUUCCUGUGAGAGAAGAAGUUGCUAUGCACUGUGUGAGAUGAGAAGAGAGAGAAGAUGGUUCCUUCUUGUAUUUAGUUUGUAUAAUGUGAGUAGUCACUUGGAACUCAUGUUGACUUGCAAUGACUUUUUAGGAGAUGCUCUUGAAAGAACAGCUCACAGAAUACUUGCUUGUAUUUGUACAAUAAAUUAUUUCUCACAGUUUA